CUGACGCGUUGUCACCACGUGGCAGUAUUCGUUACAGGUUGCCGGUGCAACAUGUCUUUCUAUCGACUGUUACGCUUUACAAUAUCUGUAAUAAUAUUGUUUGACAUUACUGCGUCUUUGGACCUUUCCCAAAUUAACGAAGAUGCGCUUAUAAAUGAACUUGGAACUCUACGAAAAAGACAUUACAACCUGCAAAACCCCGACAUUAUUCUUCCACGACUCCGAGCGAUCAAUUUUGGUCCUUCAUACGGACUGGUAACGCAAGCGCCAUUUCUACCAACAACUGCACAGCCAGCUGCAAAUCCUACCUCUGAUUACUGUGCGUCAUGGGGACAAGAUUCGUAUCGUACUUUUGAUGGCCACGUAUAUUCCUUCGAUGGAGUGUGUACAUAUAUCCUAGCUGCAGACUGUUUCAGUAAUACCUUCCAGAUUCUAGUCACCAACGACAGAGAAUGUUCUCCUCCUUACUCGCAGUGCGAUCGUUCCGUCACCGUUGUCUUAGGAUCCGAACAGAAACUUGAACUUUACCGCGGAGACGAUGCCGCAGCAGUGAAGCUAGAUGGCAUACGACUACAUCUGCCAAUUCAUAUCAAUGGUUUCAUAAUAGAGGUAGUGUCCAAUUUCAUCCUCCUGAGAAGUAAUCUUGGUUUUAAACUGAUUUGGGAUAGCCAGGAAAGCAUUUAUCUUGAACUCGUUAGUGGUGAUCUACAGGGCAAAAUGUGUGGUCUAUGUGGAACGGCUAAUGGUAACCAGUUGGAUGAUCUCACAACAUCAGACGAAAGAAUUUUAAAUUUUGGCCAGGAACAUGCCUUUGGUCUGUCUUGGAAGGCGCCGGAUCGAACAUGUCCUGAUAUCCCACCAUCUGGCCCACGAUGCACGCAAGUGUUCGUUUCAUCAGAAUACCAGUCUCAAUAUUCAGAAUUUAUUGAGCUCCAGAACUACGUCAGAGGUGUCUGUAAUCUACUGCAAGGCAAUCUCUUCAGCGAUUGCCACCAUGUGGUUGAUCCAUUACCGUACAUAACCGAAUGCGAGAAGGAUGUCUGCUCCUGUAAAUUCACCAGUACUCGUUGCAUGUGCAGCACAUUUGCAGCCUACGCAAGAGAAUGUACGAUCCAAGGCAUACCAUUAGAUUGGAGAGGACCUGAUCUAUGCGAACUUGAAUGUCCGGUUGGAAUGGUGUACGAUAGCUGUGGUAGUAUAUGCCCACGUACGUGUCGCUCAUCCAUGUAUAUUUGCGAGGACGACCAAUGUUUGGAAGGAUGCCACUGUCCGCCAGGAAUGUUUCUCCACAGCGGGCGAUGUCUUUCACCCACAGACUGUCCCUGCGAUUAUCACGGCAUUGAUUAUCCAAUCGGAACAGUAAUACGUUAUGAUUGCAAUGAAUGUCAAUGUUUUAAUGGAAAGUGGGACAAAUGUACAGACAUAGUUUGCGAAGGUACCUGCACGGUGUCGGGAGACCCACACUACCGUACGUUUGAUGGUCGACCAUACAACUUUCUGAGCCUUAGGGAAUGUUCCUACACAUUAGUUAUGGACUGUUUUUCAUUGGAAAAAUAUUAUCGCAUUAUCAUGGAAGAAAGCGCCCCCUGUGGACACACUCAGGAUGCAUUGGAUUGUUCGAAGUCUGUUAUGAUAGAGUUGGAUGGAGAUGUAGUAAAAUUGAAAAGAAACCAGGAAGUGGUUGUCAACGGAGUUGAACUUGUUCAUACACCAUACGCCCUCAACGGAAUAUAUAUAGAAAAAUUGUCGUCAAUGUAUUUGAAGGUAACGCUGUCCAAUGGUAUUCGUAUAUUCUGGGAUAAUCAUAUGCGUGUCAGGAUAAAGAUUAGUACGGCUCAUUAUAAUCAGACUUGUGGUUUAUGUGGAACUUUCAACAAUAACCAACUAGAUGAUUUUUACACGCCUGAUGGCGACAUCGAAUCAACUCCUGAAGCAUUUGGUAAUAAAUUUAAGGUCGUUGAAAAUUGUCCAGAUGUUUCAAUUGACGAUACGAUGACCCCUCACCCUUGUGACCUUUACUCUCAGAGAGCAGACGUGGCAAAAGAUAUAUGUGGAAGGCUCAAAUCAGACGAUACAUUUUCAGCUUGCCAUGACCAAGUGAACCCGGAGCUCUACUACGAGAACUGCAGAUACGACGUGUGUAGCUGUCAGUCAGAUGACUGUCACUGUGAUAUAUUUGCCGACUAUGCAUACGAAUGUGCCAACAGAGGUAAAGUGCUAGAUUGGAGAUCUUCUGUUCACGAAUGCAGUGCACAGUGCGAUUGGGGUCUUGUAUACAGGGAAUGUGGUCUAUCGUGCGAGACAUCGUGCAACUCCUUGGCAAAUGCACAAUCGUGUGACGAUGAAUGUGUACCUGGUUGCUCGUGCCCAGUUGGCAUGCUGACCGAUGUGUAUGGCAAGUGUAUUUCGAUGUCAGAAUGCCCAUGUGAAUAUUCUGGAGUUAGUUACAAACCGAAUGAAAUAAUACGCCAAGGUUGUGAUUACUGUCAAUGCAUAGCUGGUGAAUGGUCCUGUAUGGGCGAAGAAUGCGACGGAAAGGCGUGCCCAGAACACCAGGUAUACACAGAGUGUCUCUCGCAGUGUCCGAUGACGUGUGGCAACAUGCACGAACCCCGCGAAUGCUCAGCAGUCGGAUGUUUCCGUGGAUGUCAGUGCGACAUCAUGACUGUCUGGAACGGAUACGAAUGCAUUUUCCCCAUCGAUUGUCCCUGCCACCAUGGUGGACGAAGCUAUCAGUACGGGGAGACAAUACAAGUAAAAUGCAACAAAUGUUUCUGUGAUGGUAGAAGAUGGCAAUGUGAAACUCGGACUUGUCCAGGUGCAUGUGUAGCCUGGGGAGAUCCUCAUUACGUCACGUACGACGGAAAAAUGUUCGAUUUCCAAGGAUCGUGCGAGUACGUGUUGACACGUAGCACUGCUUCUAAUCCUUUCUUCUUCAGUAUAAUUGUGAAUAACGUGCCUUGUGGAACCAGUAGUGUAACGUGCGUCAAAGAAAUUUCUAUCACUAUAGUCAAAGAACGUGCUGCCAGGCACCUACACCAACUAUUGUUAUCACGUGGUCGCGGCCCCGAAGUGAUUGGAUAUGGGUCUGCUUUUGAAAUCAGCGAGGUUGGACAAUUUGUGUUUAUUCAUACGUCUAUUGGUUUAACAAUACAAUGGGACAGAGGUACAUCCGUACAAGUGAAACUAGAGCCCUUGCACAAAGGAAAGGUUGAGGGACUAUGUGGAAACUUCAAUGACAACCAGAAUGACGAUUUUCUACCACCGUCUGGAGGUUUUCCAUUCGCCAUGCCCGAUCAGUUCGGCAACAGUUGGAAGAUAUUAAGCUAUUGCCCAGAUGCAGUGGUGAUUCCAGAUACUUGCUCCCUUCAUCCUGCAAGAAAGUCAUGGGCACGAAGGAAAUGCAGUGUUAUCAAGUCGGUUCUAUUUAAAUCGUGUCACAGCGAAGUGCCUUACCAUCCUUAUUUGACAAUGUGUGAAUACGACUCGUGUGGUUGCGACAUGGGAGGUGAUUGUAACUGCCUUUGUACGGCCAUCGCAGCAUAUGCCCAAGAAUGUAACAGUCACGGCGUGCAUGUCAGGUGGCGGAACCAAGAGCUCUGUCCUAUACAGUGUGAAAACAGUUUGGUUUACAGCGAAUGCAUCUCAGUCUGCAACAAGACGUGUGCGAACCAUCAUAGAAUUGGGGACGAUUGGCAAUGUACGGACACGUGUGUUGAAGGUUGUGCUUGCCCAGAAGAUCUUCUCUGGGAUGGCUAUCGCUGUGUACCCGAAUGCCCUGGGGGAGCCCCGACCCUCACUACCCCAUUCAAGACAACGUUGCCGACUACCACGUUGCCGACUACCACGUUGCCGACCACCACCACGUUGCCGACCACCACCACGUUGCCGACCACCACCACGUUGCCGACCACCACCACGCCUUGUAGUUGUUGCGAAUGGACAGAAUGGAUUGAUGAUGAGCAUGGUGAAAAGGUGGAUUUUACAGCUCCUGGAGAAUUUGAAUUAAUUGCCGAACUCCAAAACGAAUACGAGAUUUGUGAAAGCCCUGAUGACAUUGAGUGUAGAUUAGCAAUUCCUCCCCAUCUAUCGUAUGAUGAAACAGAACAGUCUGUUAGCUGUAAUGUUAACCAGGGGCUAGCUUGUUUUCAUGGUGAUCAAAACAUGUUUCCACCACUGUGCUAUGACUAUGAGGUGAGACUUUAUUGUUGUACUACACCUUGCAUAUGUGAAGAAACUACAGCAGCAGCUACGGCAGCACCAACGACGUCGCCCGAAGCUACGGCAGCACCAACGACGUCGCCCGAAGCUACGGCAGCACCAACGACGUCGCCCGAAGCUACGGCAGCACCAACGACGUCGCCCGAAGCUACGGCAGCACCAACGACGUCGCCCGAAGCUACGGCAGCACCAACGACGUCGCCCGAAGCUACGGCAGCAUGUAGAUGUUGUCAUUGGACAGAGUGGAUUGAUGAUGAGCAAGGUGAGAAAGUUGACUACUUGGCUGCCGGAGAAUUUGAAUUGCUUGAAGAGCUUCAAGAUGAAUUUGAUAUUUGUGACAAUCCUGAUGAUAUUGAGUGCAGAUUGUCUAUUUCACCCCAUAUCUCGCACGACGAAACGGGGCAAUCACUGACAUGUAAUGUUAACUAUGGUGGUCUAAUUUGUUUCCAUGAUCGGCAGACUUCGUUUCCACAAUUAUGCUAUGAUUACGAGGUGCGAUUUUAUUGUUGUGAUCCAUGUGUAUGCAAUGCAACAUCGCCAUUUGAAACGAACCCAAUUACAACAGCAUCACAGUCCACAACAGUGAUAACCACGGGCACCACGCCGUUUGAAACAACAAAGCCAGUCACUACAGCAUCACAAUCCACACCAGUGAUAACUACCAUGGGCACCACGCCGUUUGAAACAACAAAGCCAGUCACUACAGCAUCACAAUCCACACCAGUGAUAACUACCACGGGCACCACGCUGUUUGAAACGACAAAGCCAGUUACUGCAGCGACACCAUCUACACCAGUGAUAACCACUGGAACCACGCCGUUUGAAACAACAAAGCCAGUUUCUACACCAUCACAAUCCACACCAGUGAUAACUACCACAGGCACCACGCCGUUUGAAACGACAAAGCCAGUUACUGCAGCGACACGAUCUACACCAGUGAUAACCACUGGAACUACGCCGUUUGAAACAACAAAGCCAGUUACUACAGCGUCACCAUCUACACCAGUGAUAACCACUGGAACCACGCCAUUUGAAACGACAAAGCCAGUUACUACAGCAUCACAAUCCACACCAGUGAUAACUACCACGGGCACCACGCCGUUUGAAACGACAAAGCCAGUUACUGCAGCGACACCAUCUACACCAGUGAUAACCACUGGAACUACGCCGUUUGAAACAACAAAGCCAGUUACUACAGCGUCACCAUCUACACCAGUGAUAACCACUGGAACCACGCCGUUUGAAACAACAAAGCCAGUUUCUACACCAUCACAAUCCACACCAGUGAUAACUACCACGGGCACCACUCCGUUUGAAACGACAAAGCCAGUUACUACAGCAUCACAAUCCACACCAGUGAUAACUACCACAGGCACCACGCCGUUUGAAACGACAAAACCAGUUACUGCAGCGACACCAUCUACACCAGUGAUAACGCACUGGAACUACGCCGUUUGA
This is a messenger RNA of Saccoglossus kowalevskii, 5679 nucleotides long. Its product is annotated as von Willebrand factor-like. The record is from RefSeq and is a predicted model, not a curated record. Gene Ontology annotation, molecular function: protein binding. Lineage: Eukaryota; Metazoa; Hemichordata; Enteropneusta; Harrimaniidae. Gene Ontology annotation, cellular component: extracellular matrix.